AUGACGCUCGGCAAGAUGGGGCUGACGAAGCAGUACCUCGCGUACAAGCCGGCAUCGAGUUUCAACAUAAUCGCAAGUGGCCGUGCCAACAUCUCGUUCAUCACCGUCAACGGCGUCGAUGGGCGGUACGUUGUGGUGGCCGCAGCCGAGAAGGUGAUCGUGUGGAACAUGAGGUUGAGCGAAAAGGUGGCCGAGUUUAAGCGCGACAAGCAGGAGGUCACACACCUGCGGGCCAGCCCCGAUCAGAAGCAUCUGGCCGUGGGGUACGCGGACGGUGUGGUGGAGCUGUUCGACUUCGCCAGCCAGCUGUCGGUGUGCAGUUUGGCCGCACACCGAUCGGCGAUCAGUGCGCUUAACUUUGACCUGCUCGGCCUACAGCUCGUUUCCGGUGCGCUGGACAACGAUGUGGUCGUUUCGGAUGUGGUGGCGCACGAGGGCAGAUGUCGACUGUCCGGCCACACGGCCCCCGUCACGCAGGCGUGCUUCAUGCAGCGCUACCGCGAUGUGGUCGUUUCCUGCUCGAAGGACACGCAGAUCAAGUUCUGGAAUCUGGAGACCCAAUAUUGCUUCAAGACGAUCGUCGAUCACCGGACGGAGGUGUGGGGCAUUGCGUUGAUGCGGAACGACGACUUUCUCGUCUGCGGCACGGCCGAUACGCAGCUUUCGGUGUACCGGAUUGCCCCGGUGGCGGACGAUCAACCGAUCGAGGAAGAAAGCACCGUCAGUCCGUUCCGCUGUACGGCCAUCGGUAGCAUACAGCGGGCGGGCCACGGCCGUACCAUAAACCUGGUGGCCGACACUAACGGCCAGGUGCUCGGGUGCCACGGUACGGACAAAAAGAUCGAGCUGUUCUACUUCUGCACGAUCGAUGAAGCGCUGAAGAAGUUAACGAAGCGCAUGAAGAAACUGAAAACCAAGGCCGGAACGGAGCCGGACUCUCCGUCCGCUGCCCCCGAGGCCCGCCAGGUAGCCCUAACGGACGAAAUCAAGCGGCUACCGUCGCUGGUGACCCCAGAGAAAGUGAAAUCGUUCGAUCUGCUCCUCGGAAGUCGCAAUGAGCUGCGCGUUUGCUGUACGUUUCUGAAGAACUUUGUGCAGCUGUCAUCGCUCGCGCUGGGCACGAAAGCGGCGGAACCGGUUACGCUGCACACGGUGCAGAAGCAGGGCCACCCGUCGGAGGUACGCAGCGUCGCGUUCAGUUCCGACAGUCUGGCGAUCGCGUCGGGCAGCGCGGAAUCGCUGAAGCUGUGGAGUCGCUCGACGCAAACCGUGCUGCGGACGGUUCCGACCGACGGUGGGUACGUCGUGAGUACGUGCUUCGUUCCCGGCGAUCGGCACGUGCUGGUCGGGCUGAAAUCGGGCCACCUGCUCAUCGUGGACAUUGCGGCUGCCGAGAUAAUCGAGCGGAUCGAGGCACACGCGAAAGAACUGUGGAGCAUCUCGCUAACGCCCGGCAUGCACGGUUGCGUCACGGCCGGUGGCGACACGACGGUCAAGUUCUGGUCAUUCGAGCUCAUCGGAGCGGCGGAGGGCGGUGACGUGAAGGUGCUUUCGUUGCUGCACAAAAACACGCUCAAGCUGGAGGAAGCGGUCCUGUGUGUGCGCAUCGCCCCGAACGGCAAGUACCUGGCGGUGGCUCUGCUCGACACGACGGUCAAGCUUUUCUUCCUCGAUACGCUCAAGUUCUACCUGUCACUGUACGGCCACAAGCUGCCGGUGCUGACGAUGGACAUUGCGUACGAUUCGUCGCUCAUCGUCACCGGUUCGGCCGAUCGGACGAUCAAGAUUUGGGGCAUGGACUUUGGCGACUGUCACCGGUCGCUGUUGGCCCACGACAACUCGGUCACCGGGUUGCAGUUUGUCCCGAAGACGCAUCUGUUCUUUUCCUGUGGCAAAGAUGGCCGCGUGAAGCAGUGGGAUGCGGACAGUUUCCAGAAGAUCAUCACGCUCACGGGACACCUGGGCGAAGCGUACGGACUGGCCGUUAGCCCGAACGGCCGGUACGUCGUGAGCUGCGGUUCCGACCGAACGCUCCGCCUCUUCAAGCGCACCGACGAACCGCUCGUCCUGCAGGACGCCCAGGAGGAGGAACGCGAGGAGCUAGAAAACGCCACACUGGCCACCGGGGAAGAAUCGAGCGUUCCGGGGCUACCAGGACUGCGGCUUCCGUCGAAGAAAACGGUCGGCGCGGAAAAGGGAGCCGAAAACAUUCUCGAGUGCCUGGAAGUGUGCCGAAGCUACGAAGCGGACGGCUGCAAAGGCCCGCUGCCGCCGCUUAUGUUUGCGUACUCGGUGGCCGAUACGGGUGCGUUCGUGCUCACGGUACUGGAUCGGAUUAGUGCGAGCGAUCUGAAGGAAUCGCUCCUCCUGCUUCCGUUCGCUGCCGUCGUUGAGCUGCUCGAACGCAUACCGGGGCUCAUGGCCAGUCGGCGUGACGCUACACCGCUGCUGUGCCGGGUUGUGUCGUUUCUGUUCUUCAUGCACCACAAAACGAUCGUCAGUCAGAAGACGCUGGUGCCCGUCAUCGAGACGAUGUCCAAAACGUUGCACCAAGAGGUUCGAUCGCUGCGCGACAUGAUCGGCACCAAUCUGCACGCCUCGCAGAUGCUACAGCGCGAGCUAGAGGAACACCAGGGUUGCGCCCUGUUCCGUGACGCCACCGUGCAGCGGCGCGAUCGCGAACGUCGGCGACGGAAGCGGGAAGCUUCCAAGCGGACUUUCGUGCAAAUCACCACGUAGGGGGAACUGUGUGCCGUUUAUUACAAUGUAUUUCUCGCGUUAAAU
This is a messenger RNA of Anopheles cruzii, 2784 nucleotides long. Its product is annotated as WD repeat-containing protein 3. Gene Ontology annotation, cellular component: small-subunit processome; Pwp2p-containing subcomplex of 90S preribosome. Bases 1 to 2739 code for a protein of 912 amino acids. Gene Ontology annotation, molecular function: protein binding; snoRNA binding. The record is from RefSeq and is a predicted model, not a curated record. The transcript has 2 exons. Gene Ontology annotation, biological process: maturation of SSU-rRNA. Lineage: Eukaryota; Metazoa; Arthropoda; Insecta; Diptera; Culicidae.